Molecule: messenger RNA, 715 nt
Organism: Paramecium sonneborni
Lineage: Eukaryota; Ciliophora; Oligohymenophorea; Peniculida; Parameciidae
Source: the annotation of a GenBank genome assembly
AAUGAAAGUGCGUAAAUAAGCACCUUAAUUUACAGCAUCAGCCUACUUUAAUAAAUAGUUUAAGAGAGUAUCAAAAUAAAUAAAAUUAGAUAUCUUUAAGUAAUUAUAAAGAUAGAUAUGUUGUUCUUUUCUUCUAUCCAUUAGAUUUUACAUUUGUAUGUCCAACAGAAAUAAUUCAAUUUUCUGACCGUGUUGAAGUAUAAAGAAUUGAUUAUGACAGGAAUUCAAAUCCAUAGGAUGUGAUAUCUUAGGUGUAUCUGUAGAUUCUUAAUUUUCUCAUAUGAAAUAUUGUAAAUAGACUCGAAGCAAUGGAGGAUUAGGUGAAAUGCAAUUUCCAUUAAUUUCUGAUUUGAGUUAGGUAUAUAAUAUUAAUCUAUAGAUUAGGAAAUUUCUAAAAAAUAUGGCGUAAUAAUAGAUGAUUCUGAAGAUCCAGAUUUUGGUGUAGCUUUUAGAGGGACAUUCAUAAUAGAUGGAAAAGGAAUUCUACGACAUUAUUCAAUAAAUGAUUUACCUGUUGGUAGAAAUGUAGAUGAAAUCUUAAGGUAUAAAUAAUGAUUAUUAUUUUAGAUUAGUUUAAGCAUUUAAAUUUACAGAUGAACAUGGAGAAGUCUGUCCUGCAUAAUGGAAACCAGGAUAACCAACUAUGGUUACAAAUCAUGCUGAUCCUAAAACAUAAAAAUAUUGGAAUGAAGAACAUAUAAAAUAAACUAAAUGA